Messenger RNA from Eruca vesicaria subsp. sativa (arugula), 1765 nucleotides. The record is from the annotation of a GenBank genome assembly. NCBI's taxonomy places the organism in Eukaryota, Viridiplantae, Streptophyta, Magnoliopsida, Brassicales, Brassicaceae.
CUCAACAGUGCCUGAACAAUAAUUAUUUUCGUUCGUCUAGUGUGUUAAACCAAUCAAGAAAGUGCGAUCUUGCCUUGUUGCUCUAAACUUUUCACCGAACAAUCCAUCCAGACUCAAUACAGUGUUCUCGCCAUGGCUGAAUCCUCCUCUCCCACGGUUGCACAACAUCAAGUGUUCAUCAAUUUCCGUGGGGUGGAGCUGCACCGUGUAUUCGUCAGCCAUCUCGUCUCGGCCUUGGAAAGUCAUAGCAUCGUCGUCAUCGACGACUAUGAGGACAACGGCAAAAAUCUAGAUUCCCUUUUAAAGAAUAUAGGGGAGUCUCGGAUUGCUCUGGUUGUCUUCUCCGCCAAGUACACCAAGUCAACUCGGUGCCUAGAAGAACUAGCGAAGAUUAAGGAUCGUGCGGAUGAAGGUAAACUGGUGCUUAUUCCCAUCUUCUACAGACUGGAACCAUCUGCAGUGAGAAAUUUAGAGGGAGACUUUGGUGAUGCAUUCAGGAGUCUGGCUAAGGGUGAUAAGAGGAAGCCGAAAUGGGAGGACAUUUUUCGUUCCAUUCAAAAUAUCCUGAACUUGACGAUUCCUGAGAAAAGUUGCAGCGAAGAGAGCAACAUCCUAAAUAAAAUCGUGUGGGUUGUUAGGAAUUUACUGAUCAGAAUUCCAUUGGAGGCAGUCCAAGAUGCCUCUGUGAAGACUUCAGGAAGUAGCGACAGUACUGGAACUCUCUCAGGGGAAGAAAAACAUAAGACUUUCACGGUGCAUGAGAAGAGUAAACUCCUGCAACCGCAAACUCAAGUUUUCAUCAAUUUCCGCGGAGAUCAGCUACGAACCAAUUUCAUCUGCUAUCUCGUGGAAGCACUUCGGAGAAGUGAUAUCAACGUCUUCAUAGACACUCAAGCGCCUAGAGGUGAAGACAUCAACAAUCUUUUUAAUAAGAUCGAGGAAUCUGGGGUCGCCAUAGUUGUGUUCUCUAGCAGGUACACGGAAUCAAAGUGGUGCUUGAACGAGCUUAGGAAGAUUAACGAACGGGAGAACCAAGGCAUGCUCAAGGUACUUCCGGUCUUCUACAAGGUGUCACCAAUCAAUGUGAAAAGACUUAAAGGAGAGUUUGGUGACCAUUUCAGGGAUCAAGAGUAUAAAUAUAGGUAUGAAGAAGAUAAGAUAAAGCAAUGGAAAGAGGCAAUGGCGUUAGUCUCAAAUAAGUUUGCCCUGGUUUUGGAAGAGAAAAGCGGCGUUUUAGAGACUGACUUUGUGAAAGAUAUCGUCGUUGAGGUCUUGAAAAUGCUUAAAGACAUUUCCACAACGAAAAGCAGUCAAUCCUGUAGUUGCCCUUCGUUGUGCGGAGAAAAGCAAUCUGAAUCUCAGCUUUGAUGGUAAAGAAUCACAAAUGAAGAACCAUCACCAAAUUUGUUUGUAUGACCGAUCACUUAUUGUCAAGAGAGUUGUAAGAAAAGGAGCAAAAGAAAAAAAGUUUAAGAAUUCACAUCUAUGUCUGGUAGAUACUACAUCUGGGAUAGAUAAUCUCUAUCGGUCUAUCCCAAGAAGCACAAGGGAGCUCAGCAGUCUUGAUGUUCUGAAUCUAACAAGGGUCGUUUUUUUGUUUUAUAAGAUGUAGUUUUUUCUCAAUGCUACAAACUAUUGAAAUAUCUUAUCUGGUUAAAUCCAUAUCGUAGCUAAUCUUUUAAACUUCAGUUCAACGUUUAAACCAGCUCCUCUCUAAUUAUGUAUUUAAAAAUCCAGUUGAUAUCAAAUGCACUGGGAGGUAUCC